AUGGGCAGCAUAGCAACGAACCCCUUCCAAGACGUCCCUGCAGGGCGCGUAGAGAGCCUGCAAAAACUCGUUACUCUAUUUCGCGAAGAUAAUGAUCCGAAAAAGACCGAUCUUCUUGUAGGGGUUUACAAAACUGAUGAAGGAAAAGCUUAUGUACAGCCCAGUGUAAAAGAGGCAAAGAGAAGAUUGUUUCAUGACAAUGACUGGCAUCACGAGUACCGUGCUUCUGCUUUGGGGUCGAUCGGCUAUAGAGCCUUAAGUAACAAGUUGCUCUUCGGCCCCGAUAGCCGUCUUGUGCAAGAGAAUAGAAUCGUCACAGCGCAGACUCUAGGUGCAAGCGGGGGAUGCCACGUUGGCGCGGUUUUUUUGAAGCUGCAUUAUGGUCCCUGGAAAAACAUAGACGCUCCUGAGAUCUUUCUUCCAGGCGAUACAUGGUUGAACCAUCCAUUUGUCUUCCAAUCCGCAGGAAUUAAGCCAAGUUUUCUCCCUUAUUUUUCCAGCAAAACGAACAAAUUCGAUUUUGAGGCAUUCUCAGCGGCCGUGUUGUCGCUACCACCUCAUUCUGUUGUUCUUUUGCAGUCAGGAGCCCAGAACCCCACUGGAUGCGAUCCUUCUCCGGAACAGUGGCGAGCUUUAUCAUCCAUAUUUCUUCAACGUGGUCAUCUGGCCUUUUUUGAUGCUGCGUACCCCGGAUUUGCAUCGGGAGACAUCGAUGAAGAUCUUGAAGGUGUCCGCCUUUUCGCCGAUCUGGAAAUACCGCUUAUUUUUGUUUCGACGUAUGGAAAAUGCUUCGGGUUAUACAGCGAGCGCGUUGGAAUACUCUCCAUUCUUGUGCCAAGUGAGGAAGUCGGGAGAAGAAUUGAGACUCAACUGCGACUUCUCGCACGAGCAGAGAGCGGGGCACCUCCCGACUUUGGGUCGAAGAUAGUCGAAACAGUUCUAUCGGAUGGCGAUCUUGAGCGCCGUUGGCGAGAGGAAGUGCGUGGCAUGGCGAUCGGACUCAAAAGCCGUCGUCGGGCUCUUAGAGAAGCAUUGGAGAGUCUGAAAACCCCAGGGGACUGGCAGCACCUUACUGAUCAGAAUGGAAUGUUCUCUUACCUUGGUCUGUCCAAGGAACAAGUUGAUAUUUUGCAGAAAAGGUAUCACGUUUAUGUCCAAGACUCGGGAAGAAUAUCUAUUGCAGGACUUAACCGCUUCAACAUCGACUAUACUGCUUCCAGUAUCAGCGCUGCUGUUAAAGAGACGAGUUCGAUUUGA
Messenger RNA from Penicillium waksmanii, 1257 nucleotides. RefSeq lists its product as uncharacterized. The transcript has 7 exons. Bases 1 to 1257 code for a protein of 418 amino acids. Gene Ontology annotation, molecular function: pyridoxal phosphate binding; transaminase activity. Gene Ontology annotation, biological process: amino acid metabolic process; biosynthetic process. The record is from RefSeq and is a predicted model, not a curated record. Lineage: Eukaryota; Fungi; Ascomycota; Eurotiomycetes; Eurotiales; Aspergillaceae.